GCAGCACCAUGAUAGAUUGAUCAGCUGUUGUGCUGUUGAGACGCAGUCCUUCGAUCGUCGAAGACAAAGACCAGACCAAGAUUAGACCGUAAGGCUCUCUCUCCAUGUCUACACUGACUCCCUCGAGUCCCAGUAGUCUCACAGCACCGGUUCUGGUCCAGUUCCAGCUGGGUCUGUUCAGGGAGGUGGUUCGAGUCCCUGCGGGCAACCUGAGCUACCGUCAUGCCCGGAGGUUGGCUGCUGAGGUCAUAGAGCGCAAGGCUCCAGACUGCAGUGUGGUGGGUGUCGGGGAGAAGAUUCUGCUGUUCAGACAUCAAGCCGCCUCCGAGCAGUUGCUGCAGCGGCUGACCGACUCCGACGAGCUGCAGGAUGGCGACCUCAUUGAGGUCAUCGUUUCAGGAUCAGCCUCCGUGACACAGGUGACGAUGCGUCCACACUCCUUGGCGGUGCAGUCGUACCGGACCCCCACUUUCUGUCACCACUGUGGAGAGAUGCUGUGGGGCCUCGUUCGGCAGGGUUUAAAAUGUGACGGUUGUGGAUUAGACUUUCAUAAACGCUGUGCUUUGCAGUUGCCCAGUAACUGUAGCCGAGCACGGCGUCAGGUUAGCACCAGCUUUUCCCUGUUUCCACCCCGGCGACCUCGCACACACUCGCUGUCCAAUCAGGCAGGCGGGAGUCUAGAAGAGAUCAGCAAGUCCAAGCCCGCGUCCAGGCCUCCAUCCUGGGCCGAGGCUCCGGUGUGGCUGGGAGUCGGGUACAGCGACUGGAGCAGGGCUCAGGUCCCUCACACCUUCCACAUCCACAGCUACACCAAACCCACCGUCUGCCAGUACUGCCACCGGCUGCUCAAAGGCCUCUUCAGGCAGGGGCUGCAGUGCUCAGACUGCAGGUUUAACUGCCAUCGGCGCUGUGAGCCUUUAGUCCCCAGAGACUGUCCCGGAGAGAGGAACGGCAUGAACAGGGAAGAGAGCCCAGCAGCUGAUAACAGCUGCCAACCAGACUUGGAGGACAAUGAGUCAGUGAUCACCAGCACCACAGAGAUCUGCGACGAUGACAUGUUCACCGAUGAUGACUCACAGGCAGAGACCGGGGAAGUCGAGCAGCUGCGAGAGCCGAUGAGUCCUUGUUUCAGCAGCAACAUCCCCCUGAUGAGGCUCGUCCAGUCGGUGCAUCACACUAAGAGGAGAGGCGGAGGAGUCCUGAGAGAGGGGUGGCUGGUCCACCACACCAACACAGACACAUUGAGGAAACGCCAUUACUGGAUCUUGGACUGGAAGAGCAUGACUCUGUACCAGAAUGAAAACACCACGAAGUUCUACAAGGAGAUCUCUCUGUCCGAGGUGCUCGGGGUCCGAGGCCCCACCCAGCUCUCCGUGCCACCAUCAGACGGCAGCACUCACUCGUUCGAGCUGGUGACUGUGUCGCUGGUGUACUGCGUGAUAGCCGGCGAGGAGGGGGCAGCCUGGGAGAGCGCCAUCCGGCAGGCUAUGAUGCCGGUGGAGAGCAGCAGAGGACACAAAGAUGAGAUCCAGGAUCAAUACCGAUACAGACGCAAUGCGGUAAGAUUUGAGCGAGUUUAUCGUGCACACGUUAGAGGAGUGUUACAGAGUGUCGAAGUGUGUUUGUGUGUGUUUCAGGACAUCAGCUCGGUGUAUCAGAUCUGUACAGACGAGGUGCUGGGGUCGGGACAGUUUGGCGUGGUGUACGGAGGAACUCACAGGAAGUCGGGUCGAACAGUUGCCAUCAAGGUCAUCGACAAGACGCGUUUCCCCACCAAACAGGAGACGCAGCUGAGAAACGAAGUGGCCAUCUUACAGAAUCUGUCGCACCCCGGCGUGGUUCUGUUGGAGGGCAUGUUCGAAACUGUCGAGCACGUGUUUGUUGUAAUGGAGAAGCUGCACGGAGACAUGCUGGAGAUGAUUCUGUCCAGCGAGAAAGGUCGACUCCCUGAACGCAUCACUCGCUUCCUCGUCAUGCAGAUUCUGGAGGCUCUGCGGUACCUGCACUUGAAGCACAUCGCUCACUGUGACCUGAAACCUGAGAACGUACUGCUGGCCACUUCAGACCCCUUACCUCUGGUGAAGCUGUGCGACUUCGGCUUCGCCCGGAUCAUAGGGGAGAAGUCUUUCCGGCGCUCCGUCGUGGGGACUCCGGCCUACCUGGCACCCGAGGUGAUCAGCAGCAACGGCUACAACCGCUCUCUGGACAUGUGGUCUGUCGGCGUCAUCAUGUACGUCAGCCUGAGCGGCACGUUUCCCUUUAAUGAAGAUGAGGACAUCCGGCAGCAGAUCACCAACGCCACCUUCAUGUACCCGCGCCAAACCUGGGCCCCCAUCUCACUGGAGGCUGUGAGCCUCAUCAAUAACCUGCUGCAGGUGUCGGUGAGACGGCGGUUCACCGUGGGCAAAGCGCUGGGACACAGCUGGCUGCAGAACUUCCAGCUGUGGUGCGACCUCCGGGAGUUCGAGCUCAGGAUGGGCUGCAGGUACCUGACGCAUCGAGGCGACGAGGACCGAUGGCGCUUCUACGCUGCAGAGAUGGGGCUGGACUUCCCCUCCCGCCUCUGCUGUAACCCCAACAAAGAAUUGGACAUGUGACCUCGAGCACAGAGGUUAAGGGUCGGACACUUUAUC
Messenger RNA from Maylandia zebra (zebra mbuna), 2633 nucleotides. It is a transcript of the gene prkd4, whose product is annotated as protein kinase D4. The record is from RefSeq and is a predicted model, not a curated record. NCBI's taxonomy places the organism in Eukaryota, Metazoa, Chordata, Actinopteri, Cichliformes, Cichlidae. Gene Ontology annotation, cellular component: cytosol. Gene Ontology annotation, molecular function: ATP binding; protein serine/threonine kinase activity. Gene Ontology annotation, biological process: protein phosphorylation; phospholipase C-activating G protein-coupled receptor signaling pathway; intracellular signal transduction.